AUGAUUAAUCGAACAAUUUAAUUUGUGAAAGAAACUCUAUGUCAUGCUGAAAGUGGACACGAUUACUUCCAUAUUGAAAGAGUUCUCAAAAUGGCCACUCGUAUAGCAAAUGAGGAGAGCAAGAACAAACAAGUUAAUUUGAAUUUGGUUCAAUUGGGAGCUUUGUUGCAUGACAUAGCAGAUCAUAAAUUCCAUGGUGGAGACGAUACUAUCGGACCUAAAGUAGCUAGGCAAUUCUUAGAAAAGGAUGGAGAAGCCAAUGAGGAUUUGAUUAAACAGGUAGAAGAUAUCAUCAAGGAAAUAUCCUUCAAAGGCGCCAAAGUGAAAGACCAGAUGUCAACCUUUGAAGGACAAAUAGUUUAGGAUGCUGAUAGAUUAGAUGCUAUUGGAGCCAUUGGUAUAGCCAGAUGCUUCACAUAUGGUGGAUACAAAAAUAGAUAAUUGUAUAAUCCAGAUUUGAAGCCUGAAUUUCAUGACAACUUCUAGGAUUACAAAAAAAAUGAGUCAACCACUAUCAACCAUUUCUAUGAAAAGCUAUUAUUAUUAAAAGAUAGAAUGAACACAGACACAGGGAAAAAAAUUGCUGAAAAUAGACAUUAAAUAAUGGUGAAUUAUUUAGAUCAAUUUUUAAAAGAAUGGGAGGGAAUUGAUUGA
Molecule: messenger RNA, 654 nt
Organism: Paramecium octaurelia
Lineage: Eukaryota; Ciliophora; Oligohymenophorea; Peniculida; Parameciidae
Source: the annotation of a GenBank genome assembly